Molecule: messenger RNA, 480 nt
Organism: Oryza brachyantha (malo sina)
Lineage: Eukaryota; Viridiplantae; Streptophyta; Magnoliopsida; Poales; Poaceae
Product: RING-H2 finger protein ATL70-like
Exons: 1
Coding region: 1-480 (159 amino acids)
Source: RefSeq, a predicted model, not a curated record
AUGGGCGGCGGCGGAUUCGCCGUCGAAGGAGGCUCGUUGUACAAAACAAACACGUCGAGCGCCAUAGCCGGGCUCUGCGUCGGCGCCGUCGUCUUCCUCCUCUGCUGUGUCACGCUGCUCUGCUCGUUCUUCUGCAACCGCACCCGCAGGGCGGCGGCGGCGGCGCCUACAGGCCGGAGAGAGGGUGGGGACUACGGCGGCAAUGUGGCUGCCGGCGUCGACGAGGCGACGCUGCAGGCGUUGCCGUUGGUGCUGUACGGCGAGGCGGCGACCACGCAGGCGUGCUGCCCCGUCUGCCUGGAGAGCUACGGCGAGCGCGACGUGCUCCGGGUGCUGCCGGCGUGCGGCCACCUGUUCCACCGGGAGUGCAUCUUCAAGUGGCUCCGGCAGCGCCCGACGUGCCCGGUCUGCCGGACGUCGCCGCUGCCGUGCCCCAUGACGGCGCCGCUCGCCGACAUUCUUGGACUGCUCUAUGUUUAA